GCCGCUCGGUCAUUGUAUUGUCUAUUAUAUCGGGUCUCGAUUUAAUCGGUACUCGAUUUCGUUUCUUACGGAUCUUGUUGUUAAUAAAGUGGUUACGAUUGAACGAAGAUUGCCGCGGGGAGUGCAGGAGUAUUGCUCCUGGGGAGGGAUGCUCAACAAUAUUUCUGCUGGAACUUCCAUUCAUGGCAUCACCGGAGCGAAAGAUCUUCAUGCGCAAGAGCUGAAACACGAAAAAUUGGACGGUGUCCUGGGGACAAAUCUGGGGGGAGGUCUGUCUGCUGGUGGAGGGCUUACGCUUCAUCAAGAAUUAAUAAUGGGCAUGCCUGGAGGAGGAGGCGCAGGAGGUAUUGGCCAGAAUGACGACAAACCAACAAAGCAGAAACGACACCGGACGCGAUUUACUCCAGCCCAAUUAAAUGAACUAGAAAGAUGUUUUGGUAAAACUCAUUACCCAGACAUUUUUUUAAGAGAAGAAAUUGCUAUGCGAAUCGGGCUGACUGAAAGUAGAGUUCAGGUGUGGUUUCAAAAUCGUCGAGCGAAAUGGAAGAAACGUAAGAAGACAACAAAUGUGUUCAGAACACCAGGAGCUUUACUACCAUCUCAUGGGCUUCCGCCCUUUGGAGCAAUGGGUUCGGAUCUUUGUGGAGCUGCUGGGAUGUUUCACACUCCGACAGAUCGGUGGGCAAUGGGUCCAGGAUUAGGACAAUUGAGUCAAAGUAGCAUGGGAAUGGCUAGUUUUGGCCAAAGUUUAGGCCAAUUAAGUCAACAGACUUCUGGGAGUCUUGGUUCAAGUUUAGGACUUGGUAAUUCUACCCUACCAAUCAGUAGCCCGUCGCAAACAGUUUACCAAGCGACCUAUGGACUUAAUUCUCUUGGUGGAGUUCACGUGACAGCGUCCCGCGGUUCACCACCGGGUGCUUCGUCUGUGGGCACGGGCGGUGGCCAGGGUAGCGGUGGUGGUCUUGGGAGUGGAAUGAAUUGUGGACAGGGUUCGCCUGGAGCUGCAUCCGGUAGUGGUGGUGGUGUUUCCUGUGUUGGAAGUGCGGAUGGGAGUGCCGGUGAGACUACCGAUUGGAGAGGCGCACACAGCAUCGCGGCGCUCAGGCGUCGUGCUUCCGACGCCUCCCAGCAAUACAGCCCGCAGCCUCCACCACCCUCUGGUCCACCACAAUACUCAUCUCACGAUCUCGAAUACAGUUCAGUGUAUUAAUGAUAUAUAUUAUUUCUGCAAGACUUGCAGACAACCGAAGAAAGACCACUUUAAAUUUAUUCUCAAGCUAACUAUGUGCUACGGAGAGAAAAAAUAAAUAAAUAAUAAAUAGACUCAAUUUACUUGCAAUUUACAACUGAAUAUUUCAUUUAAAUGCACUCAAAUUCUUCGUCUCUUGUUAUUAAAUUUAUUUUAUCCAUUUUUAAAUUCAAUUUAUUACAAUAACUCUUGACGCAAUGGGAUACGCAAUUCGAAUACUAUAUAUUACCAAUGAAAAAUUUUUUAUUUCAAUUAUAGUUUAAUAAUUUCAAAUAUGUACUUAUCAUUUAUUUCUGCGAAAUUUUAUGUUUUAUAUCAAAAUUGAUGGUUAUAAAAUUUUUAACACCAAUAAAAAUAGAGAAAAAAAAAUAAAAUUUAAUCGCGAAAUACUAAAGCAAUUUUAUUUUCACUGUUGUAUACGAAAAAGUUAUAUUAGUGCUAUACAUAUUUGUAUUAAGAGAAAUCAUGUAAAUAAAUAGUCAAACGUCAAUGCGACAAUAUCGCAUUUAUUAUAUUGAUAGAUAUUAUAUAUUAUUUUUUAAAUUAGCUAUUUUUAAAUAUUAUUUUCAUUACUAUUUCAAAUAAAUUGUAUUUUAAUCGUUUAAUUUAUUUACUAUUAUUUUUUUUUUUUCAUUUCUUUAUUCGUCUUGAAAGUAAUGUUGUAAAUCGAGAGUAAUUAUCACAGAGAAAUAGAGAUUACGACUAUUAUCGAGUACUAUAACGGAUAUAAAGGAUAGCGGCUUUAUAGUUAAAAAAAAAAUAAAUAAGAAAAAAAAACCAAAAUUAUAAUGUUAACUGAGAGUUAGAAUCCUUCGUUCCCUGUUACAUUCUUAAUCAAACUACAUAUAUUCUAGUAUCACAAGCACGUAUUAUAACUUUAAGGAUAGAAUGUUCAGUUGUUGUUUGAUAUAAACAAAUAAAUUUUGUAAAUAAAAAUAUACAUUUACUUAUAAACAUAAUAUUAAUAUUAAUUAUUAAGCAACAUUAAUAACAAAUUAUUAAGUAAUAUAAAUAAAAAUAAAAAAUAAUAAAUAAAAAAAAAAACGCGAGUAUACUUCGACAUUGUGAUAUUAAAGGCGGGCUGAUAUUUUUUUUUUAAUCAGCCAAUAUUACGUUGCGGUAUUACAAUUUAUAAGAGUUAACAAAGUGAACAAAGAAAAAACAAGUAAUACAAGACGAAUAAAUUGAGCGAUUGAUAUUAAUAAUCGAUACCGUCAUUGAAGAUUGAUUAUUCUAGUUACGAAUUUACUGAUAUAUUUACAUAAAAAUAAUCAAUUAUUAUUAUUAUUAUUAUUAUUAUUAUUAUGGUUGUUAUUUUUUUUUUAAUUAUUAUUAUUAAUUUAAGUGGUUGUCGAUGUAUCAUUACGAAUGUAUACGAUUUUUAAUGUACAAAAUGAAUGGUAGAAAGGUGAAAUGUUUUUUAAUUUACCAAAUUAAUAAUCAUAUUAUUUGUUAUAUUUAGUAAAAUGUAUAAUUUAUGUACUUAUCAAUCACCAUCAGGGUAUUUCAAAAUUAAUAAUUAAAAAAU
Molecule: messenger RNA, 2777 nt
Organism: Microplitis mediator
Lineage: Eukaryota; Metazoa; Arthropoda; Insecta; Hymenoptera; Braconidae
Gene: otp
Product: homeobox protein orthopedia-like
Exons: 6
Coding region: 149-1210 (353 amino acids)
Biological process (GO): regulation of DNA-templated transcription; neuron differentiation
Molecular function (GO): DNA binding; DNA-binding transcription factor activity, RNA polymerase II-specific
Source: RefSeq, a predicted model, not a curated record